Molecule: messenger RNA, 1772 nt
Organism: Benincasa hispida (wax gourd)
Lineage: Eukaryota; Viridiplantae; Streptophyta; Magnoliopsida; Cucurbitales; Cucurbitaceae
Product: omega-hydroxypalmitate O-feruloyl transferase-like
Molecular function (GO): acyltransferase activity, transferring groups other than amino-acyl groups
Source: RefSeq, a predicted model, not a curated record
CAACUUCCAUGACACUGAAAAGAAAACGCAGUGCACGACUCAAAUUAGGCACAACUUCCAACCACCCUCACUCUCUCUCUCCUCCUUCCUAUACUUCUACUUUAUAUACAUACACAUCCACAAAAUCAUCUCCUCAGCUCCCAGUAAUAGCACGGCCUGCACAAAUAUAUUCUUCUCAAAACUGUUUUUAUUUUCAGAUGGCUGGCAGCGGUAAAAAUGGUUUUCAACUCGACGUCGAGCAGCAUAAACCCACUCUGAUCACUCCUGCACAGGAAACACCAAAGGGUCUUUACUUCCUCUCCAACCUCGAUCAGAACAUUGCAGUCAUUGUCCGUACCAUUUACUCCUUCAAAUCAGAGUCCAGAGGCAAUGAAGAUGCGGCCCAAGUCAUUAAAGACGCUCUUUCCAAAGUGCUUGUCCAUUACUAUCCCCUUGCUGGGCGGCUCACUCUCAGCUCCGACAAGAAGCUCAUUGUGAACUGUACUGCGGAGGGAGCUGUCUUUGUGGAGGCCGAGGCUGACUGUUCCAUUGAAGACAUUGGAGAUAUAACCAAGCCUGACCCGGACACUCUUGGCAAGCUCGUCUAUGACAUUCCUGGCGCUACCAACAUUCUUCAGAUGCCUCCUCUUGUUGCCCAGGUAACUAAGUUCAAAUGUGGUGGAUUCGUUGUGGGGUUGUGUAUGAAUCAUUGUAUGUUUGAUGGGAUUGGGGCAAUGGAAUUUGUGAAUUCGUGGGGUGAAACGGCAAGGGGUUUGCCUUUGGCAGUCCCGCCGUUUCUAGAUAGAAGUAUUCUGAAAGCACGAGAGCCGCCGGUGAUUGAGUUUCCUCACCGGGAAUUCGAUGAGAUAGAAGAUGUAUCCAACACUUCUAAGCUUUAUGGAGACGAGGAGAUGCAUUAUCGGUCGUUCUGUUUCGAGCCGGAGAAGCUGAAUAAACUUAAACAGAGAGUGAUUGAAGAUGGGGUUUUGAAGAAAUGCACCACGUUUGAAGCUCUAUCGGGAUUUGUGUGGAGGGCAAGAACAGAGGCUCUAAGAAUGCGACCCGAUCAACAAACAAAGCUUCUCUUCGCCGUCGACGGACGGUCUAGGUUCCAGCCACCAAUACCGAAAGGGUAUUCUGGAAACGCCAUCGUUUUAACCAACUCGCUAUGCAGCGCCGGCGAGCUUCUGGAAAAUCCACUGUCGUUUGGGGUGGGGCUGGUUCAGAAGGCGGUGGAGAUGAUCACGGACAACUACAUGAGGUCGGCCAUCGAUUUCUUUGAAGCGACGAGAUUAAGGCCUUCUCUGGCGGCGACUCUGUUGAUUACUACUUGGUCGAGGCUAGGGUUCCACACGACGGACUUCGGGUGGGGGGAGCCGGUGUUUUCAGGGCCGGUGGCGUUGCCGGAAAAAGAGGUGAUUCUAUUCCUAUCUCAUGGGAAAGAAAGGAAGAGCAUAAAUGUGCUUUUGGGGCUUCCAGCUUCUGCCAUGGAAAUCUUCCAACAGGCGAUGCAAAUUUGAGGGCACAAAAAUGUGUGUUGGCUCUGUUUCUUCUUCUCUGUCUCUGAGCUCUUGUAGCAAAGAUGAGGAAAUUUCAUCUUUAUUAUUCAUCCCAACGUGUUGUUUUUCGUCCUCCAAUUCCAUUUUUAUUUUUAUUUCAUAAUUUCAUGUGACGUCAUUACCUACAUUUUUCUAUUAAUCAAUACAUUGUUUGGUGCUUGUUCAUGUUUUAGCGAAUAAAGUUGUAUUAUUUUAUGAGAUAGUUUUUUGCUAGACUCAAUGAACAUGGGAUGA